CUUAAAUGGACUCCAGAAGAUGGUAGAGGACAGGAAGACCUGGAGGAACAUUGUCCAUGGGGUCGUGAUGGGUCGGACACGACUUCGCAAUUAACACCACCACCAACAACAAAAAUCUUGGCUAGUAUAACAUUUUCAAAAAGUUAUUUAUUAAUAUUGGUAAUACUGUCUAGAAUAAUAAACACCUUCCCAAGUGCUAAAUGGUAGGCUUUGGAAGAGUAUAUUGAGAACUUUUUCUUGAAAGUAUUAUGCUUUUUUCCUAGUAACUAAUUCUAAAAUUGACUGAUUCUCCUUUUCAAUAAGGAUGGAAAGCUAUUUAUUUCCCUAUAGGCUCCUUUAUAGCUUAAUUUGCGGUUUGUAUGAUUAUUGAGUUAUUUCUAGCUGCUACUUAGAGAUAAACCUCUUGAAACAGUAUCUGAGGUAAUAAUCAUGCCUGCUGAAAGCCAUCUCAUUCUAAAUAUUUGAAAAGAAUAUUUGAAAAGAAUGGCAGUUUUGCAUGCAUAUAGGUCUGUCCUUUUCCAUUUUUCAUAACGGUUAUUUGCCUUAUCUUCACUGUUGUGGUUGGGUAGCUGGUUUUGAAACCUUGCUCUUCGGUAAUGGUAAUGAUUGAUAUCAUAAGCUGUUUUAGAAAAACUGGGGUUGUUUAUUGAAAUAUUCUUCCAUAAUUCCUUCUGAGGUAGCUUUCUUACAUGAUUUAUGUCUGAAAAGACAAUGAGUAAAAUAUUUUUCCUUGUCUAAUUCCGUUUAGAAUUUUGAAGUUAACAGAAUAGAUCAUUUGAAGUUCCAGCAACGAAGCACCAGUUGAAUCCUCAUGAGUUUCUCCAGCACUGUUGAUAAGUGAUCCAGCUUAUUCUAAAGAUAUCUUUAGAUGCUGACAGCUCAGCUGGAAGGAUUUAGCUUUGAAUAGAUUUCCAUAAAUGGAAAGAGCAAGUGGAGAGAGAAGGAGAUUGUGAAUGUAUUUGUGUACACCUUCCUGUGUAUAGAUAAUAUGCAGCAGGUGGUACUAUCUGCUACUGAUUUUAGCAGUUUCCACUGAUAUAAAACCAAAAUUGUCUAUAUGUGUUUUUUUAUGUAUUGGUUGUUCAGUAUCACAAUAUUUAAUAAAGUAAGGUGUUUUUAGUGAUACAGGACCUUAAACAUUAGCCAUCAACUAUUUCCCCCUUUUAAGUAAGCAAACAAAAUAUUAUAGUAUAAACAAAAUACUGAGGCAAAUGUUAUUUUUUUUUUUUUUAAAAAAAGGUCUGGCUUUAGUGAAGAAUCAGUUUUAAAAUAAUAAUUGAAGGUACAUGUUACAAAUUUUUCUUGAAAUAAUUGUAAGGAUUUAAAGAUAUAUGGCUAAUAUAAACUAAGAAAAUAUAGAAAGUAAAGAAAAAGAAAUACAAAAAGAUUGAAAAAUAAAAUAAAAUGUAAGCAAUAAAUAUUUAUAAAAGAUAACUUCCCCUUCUUUCCAGAUAAGUAUAAAUGAUUCCAGUAACUUAACACCUUUUAACCUUAAUCUAAUAAGUCCAUUUUGUAUUCUAAUUUAUCACUUCCUACUUAUAAACAGAUUUUUAAAAUCUUGUCAUUCGGUGCUUAUUAAAAAGAAAUUCCAUUAAUACCUCUCAGAAGUCACAAUAUAUUAACCCUGAUCAAAUAAAUCUACUUCAAAUUCCUUUUGUUUAUUUUUUCUUAAUCUUUAAACCUAUCAGAUAAUAUUCCACAAGCUGAUUUCUUACUUUGUUUCAGGACAACUUCAUUAGUUUAAUACGUUUUUUUGUAAAUCCAACAUAAGGCUUUCCUAUCACUCUUCUGAUUUAUUAUUUGUAGGUGCUUUUAUUUGUAAAUCCAUUGUGGUAUCUUUUUCCAUAUCGCUCUUCUGAUAUUUUUAAAUCCAUUUUCAGGUCUACAACAUCUUUUUUUCUAUAUCACCUUUAUAAUCUGGCAUUUAAAAAAAAAAUCCACAUUCAAAUUGGCAUCGGUUUCUGUUUUAUCCAGUAAGAUACGUUGUUCUAUAUCCUCUGUUAUAGUAUCAGGCAAUCUUGUAAGUAAUUUUGAGUUCAUUGUUCGCAAACAGCCUUAGAUUCUUCUAGUCAAAUAGUAUUGAUCUAUUGUAUUAAUGGCCUGCUUCUUCUUUAAUUGUAAUUGUUAGUUCUCUCUGAUUCCCUGUAGUCAACUUUCAAGUUAUCUCUUACCAGUUGUUUAUUUUCCAGUCAACAAAACUUUCCGUGUAAGGAUUUCUGACAAUUUCAAAAUCUUCAUAUAUUCUUUUAUAACAUUUUGAAACACUUCACAGGGAAUAUUCUUUCAAGUCAAUCUAUCCAUUUAACUUUUCAAAAUCAGCAUUCUGGUCUCCCUUUUGCUGUUUUUCAAAAAUUAAAGUGUUUUUUCUUUUUAAUCCCUAAACUUACAUAGAACUUCUUUCUUCCAAGGUAGGACAGUUUCCUGUUCUAAUGUAACAUGUCCUUCACCUGCCGUCCAGAAGGUUCUUCAUAAGGAAAUAAUAAGCAGCUUCCUAAAGAGAGAGAGAGACCAUCCUGUGUUCCUUUGAAGGAAGGUACUGAAUCGUACCUCAGGCAAGAUGGCCAACUCCCAGAGCUCUCAAACCUGCUGGAAAUAUUUAUUUUAUUUUUUCUCUGCAGGGAAAUUCUGUAUGGAGGAAACUGGUGGUUGAUCCUUAUUCUCUCCUUGAUCUGGAGAAAAGUUCCAAGGAGCCAAUCCAUUCACUGACUCCUUUUUUCACUGCAGUUGUCAGCUCCGCAUUGGUUUCCCCAGAUAUUGCUAUGUUACAGGUUUCUGAAUGAAAGUUAGGGUACAACUUUAUAUUUCUUGUGUGUGUGUCUCUCAGGGGAUCGAUUGGACUGUCUUGUUUUUUUUUAUUAUUUGACAUCACUAUUGUUAUGAUUUUGUACUCCACAUCAUAUAUUAUAUACUACUGGCAUAUCUUCUUGGACUACGUCUAUAAAUAUACUUGUAUGUUCUUGUGGAUUGAACUGGACAUAACAGUUGACUGCAACAGUCUAGACACCCCAAUCAAGUGGAAGCAUCUGUUCAUGGCAGCAAUGUGCACUGUUCAGAUAAGACAAUUGAAGCAGCAGAAGCCUUGCUUCAUAUGGAAUCUCCAACCUGUUUAAGAGAUGCUAGAAGUCCAGUGGAAGUUUUUGUUCCACCUUGUGUGUCAACUCCAGAGUUCAUCCAUGCUGCAAUGAGACCAGAUGUAAUUACAGAAACUGUUGUGGAAGUAUCUACUGAGGAAUCUGAACCAAUGGAUACAUCUCCUUCACGAACUUCUCCAGAAAUCCAUGAGCCCAUGAAAAAAAAGAAAGCUGGUCGUAAGCCAAAAUCUCAAGCGCCAUCAACCAUUUCCAGUUCAUCUCCGGACCUGGGUAUAAAAAAGAAGCCAAGAGAGGGCAAAGGAAAUACAACCUAUUUGUGGGAAUUCCUGCUGGAUUUACUUCAAGAUAAAAAUACAUGCCCUCGAUAUAUCAAAUGGACUCAGCGAGAAAAGGGCAUUUUUAAACUUGUGGAUUCAAAAGCAGUUUCCAAGUUGUGGGGAAAACACAAGAACAAGCCUGAUAUGAACUAUGAGACAAUGGGAAGAGCCUUGAGAUACUAUUAUCAAAGAGGAAUUCUAGCAAAAGUUGAAGGACAAAGGCUAGUAUAUCAAUUCAAGGAAAUGCCCAAAAAUAUUGUUGUUAUUGAUGACAAAAGUGAGUGCGGCGGUGAAGAUUUAGCCAUGUCCACUGAUGAGAAAUCAUUGGAACGUGUAUCACUGUCUGCAGAAAACCUCUUGAAAACAGCGAGUUCUGCUCGCACAGGAAAAAGCACUUCUCAGUUGACCUGCACAAGAUCAGAAAAAUCUGUUGCCAGAGUGAAUAUCUCCUCACCUGGACAUGAUAUGUCAUCUUGUUCUCCCACCACAACUACCGUUUCAGCAACAACUGCUCCCAGGGAGGAUUUUCAGUGUUAUAGUGGAGAGACAGCAAUAAGAACUGUUCGGGUGGCUAUGCAAGUGCCUGUUGUAAUGACAUCUCUGGGACAGAAAAUAUCAACUGUUGCAGUGCAGUCAGUAAAUGCAGGGUCGCCAUUGAUUACCAGCACAAGCCCAACAACAGCAACAACCCCAAAGGUAGUUAUCCAAACAAUCCCUACAAUGAUGUCAUCAUCUGCUGAAAAUGGAGAGAAAAUCACAAUGCAGCCUACAAAAAUAAUCACCAUCCCUGCUACACAACUUGCGCAAUGCCAGUUGCAAACAAAAACUGGUUUGCCAGGGACAGGAAGUAUUAACAUAGUUGGAACACCUCUGGCUGUCAGAGCACUUACUCCAGUAUCUUUAGCCCACGGGACACCAGUGAUGAGAUUAUCAUUGCCUGCCCAGCAGGCAAGUAGCCAUACUCCACCCAGGGUAAUUAGUGCUGUUAUAAAAAGUCCAGAGGUCAAAUCUGAAGCAGUGGCUUUAAAGCAGGAACGGGAGAUUAAAACCCUGCAACUAGUACAAGAAGAGAAACCAGCAGAUGGAACCAAAACAGUCACUCAUGUCGUCGUUGUUAGUACACCCUCAGCUAUUGCCCUACCUGUACAAGUGAAAACAGAAGGAAUAAUAACAUGCGAAAAAUGAAAAAAAGCAGCUGUGAACAUUAAUUACAUAGUCCAUUGUGGAAUUAAGCAAACUGACAUACAUAGGAAGCCAGGGAAUUGGACACAAAGAAGAAGUGAAAGAACUGAUUUUUUAAAAAAUUGUUAAUAGUUAUGCAGAUAUUAGAAAUUUACAGGAAGCAAAAUAAUGUCCCAUGUUUCAGUGGGAAUUGAACUAGAUCUACACACUGACACAGUUGCCUCUUGUAAAUCGGGGCUAAGCUGAUGAAGAAAGAAAAUUCCUGGAGCCGAAAGGAAUAGCAGGUGAGCACUCAGGAGGCUCACUGCAUUACCAGUUACACUAAGACAUAGAACACUAAACUGGUUCUGUGCGAGAUUCUUGGCUUAUGUAGAUGGAGGGAGCAUUUAGAAGAAGCUCAUUGUUACACAAGACACAUUUGAUGCAUUUGAAUAUGCAUACCAGCAAUUACUACUGUGUACUCACAGUGUUCAACUGGUGCUACGUGAAAAAACUCUGCUACUAGGUAUUUUUGAAUGUGAAUAAGAAAAGAAUUAAAAGAGCUUCUUACAAGAAGUUGAAGACUUAGAGAUUUUUUUUUUUUGUCCCAUGCAGCUUAAGCAGAUUUUAAAACAAAAGCCUUAGACUGAUUUUCAGUUACCUUUGUUGAAAUAAGCUAAUGGCUUGUUUGUGUAAAGCAUUUUUUAUUAAAACAAUUUUUUAAAAAAAUCUUAUACCUAGCACAGUAUUGUUAUAGAAUUACCUGUAACAUAUUUUGUAUGGUAAUCAAGUCUGUUGGUUUCUUAAUUGUGGUCAAAGCGGCCAGAGGUUGUUUAGCCUCUUGCUGCUUGGAUCAUCCACUUCGCCUGGACAUCUCUGCAUACAUUUCAAUUUCAGCUUUUACUCUGUCACUUGAAAGGUCACGCUUGGCAUGAACUCUUGUCAGGUAGAUUAAAAGCCUGUAUAUUUUUUAGUUGAAGUUAGAGGAAAGUACCAGUGUUCAAAAUGAACUAUAAUAGUUUGUAUAUUCAACAUUUAAAGUAUAUUCUAUUUUGUUGUACUCUUGUUUCAAAGUGUAUUCAAGUAGGUUUUACUGAAAUACAGAUAUGAAAUUUAAAA
Crotalus tigris (Tiger rattlesnake) is the source of this 5689-nucleotide messenger RNA. It is a transcript of the gene ELF2, whose product is annotated as E74 like ETS transcription factor 2. The transcript has 8 exons. The coding region runs from base 3089 to 4594 and encodes 501 amino acids. The record is from RefSeq and is a predicted model, not a curated record. Gene Ontology annotation, biological process: cell differentiation; regulation of transcription by RNA polymerase II. Gene Ontology annotation, molecular function: DNA-binding transcription factor activity, RNA polymerase II-specific; sequence-specific DNA binding. Lineage: Eukaryota; Metazoa; Chordata; Lepidosauria; Squamata; Viperidae. Gene Ontology annotation, cellular component: nucleus.